AUGGACGAUGGACGAUGGACGAAUGCAAUAUUUUGUCAAAUUUUGCCUAAUUUGAGACAGAACUGGGUCCUUGUGCACGAAGACCAUUCCAUUUCCAUUGCCCACGAAAAUUUCCCACCAUACAUAUCUUCAACUCUGAAUGCAACCGACUGUCAUUCCUCAUCUUAUCCCCAUAAUUCUCAAAUCAUAAUACUGCGAGUCAUCCUCCUCAAUUCACACAAACUGCUAAUGGCCACUAUCGCGACCCUUUUCCUACAAGAACCAAACCUCAAAUGGAACCCUUUAUCCCACUCUACAAUCCCUAAAAUUCAACACCUCCACCCUCCGUUUAUCCGCUUCAAGUUUCGGAAAAUUUCCAAACAACUUCGGGUGAAACUUUUCUCGAUCGAUUGCAGCAAGAAUAAUGCUAGCACCAUCGAUUACGAUACCCUCAAAAAUGAGGAAAUGUUCCCGGAAAUGAUAAAGAAAGAAAGAAACCCAAUAGAGAUUGUCGCCACAAACGUAAUAAAAGCACUCAAGGCUUUGCAAAAACCGGCAGUGGCGGCUGUUCUUGUGGGGUUAUUAUUGAUGUGUGAUCCCUUUUCUGCAUUGGCAGCCUCGGGGGGAAGGGUGGGUGGAAGUUCAUUCUCGUCGAGGUCAUCAAUGUCGUCGUCAAGGAGUUAUAGUGUGCCGAGGAUGGGGUCGGGUUCUGGUUUCUCAUAUUCUGCGCCGUAUUACGGACCAUCUCCCUUUGGAGGGGUUUAUGUAGGAUCUGCCGUGGGUGGGUCGAGUCUAUUCAUGAUAAUAAUGGGUUUCGCAGUUUUUGUUUUGGCCUCUGGAUUCUUAUCUGACCGGUCUGAGGGUGGUGUGCUCACUGCCACUGAGAAAACAAGUGUGCUCAAGCUGCAGGUUGGGUUGUUGGGCAUGGGGAGAUCACUCCAAACGGAUCUCAACCGAAUAGCUGAAAAUGCGGAUACAUCCAGCUCAGAAGGCCUACAUUAUGUAUUGACAGAGACAAUGCUAGCUUUGCUUCGGCAUCCUGAUUAUUGCAUCUCUGCCUAUUCAUCUGUUGACGUGAAAAGGAGCCCUGAGGAAGGAGAAAAAAGAUUCAAUCAACUUUCUAUUGAAGAACGUGGUAAAUUUGAUGAGGAGACAUUUGUUAAUGUGAAUAACAUAAAGAAGAAAAGUACAACAAGCCAGAGAUCAACUGGUUUUAGCAAUGAAUACAUAGUGAUCACAGUAUUGGUGGCUGCUGAAGGAGUACAUAAACUGCCAUCUAUCAAUAACAGUAGAGAUUUGAAGGAAGCCUUACAAAAACUCGGCUCUAUCCCCUCAAGCAAAACAUUGGCAGUCGAGGUGUUAUGGACUCCCCAGAACGAAAAUGACGCUUUAUCGGAACAAGAAUUACUUGAAGAUUACCCUUUGUUGAGGCCUCUGUGAGAGGACAGCUUCUUUCAUGUUUUGACUAGGGGCUUUUAAAUUUUUGUUAAUAACUUCACAAAAUGUGAGGUGUACAGAAUUGCAGCACUUUUCCAAUACUUUGAGCUAACAAUGCUUCAUUUCGUUAUAAAGGGCAAAAUUAUGUA
Olea europaea var. sylvestris is the source of this 1565-nucleotide messenger RNA. RefSeq lists its product as uncharacterized. Gene Ontology annotation, cellular component: chloroplast. The record is from RefSeq and is a predicted model, not a curated record. The transcript is spliced from 6 exons. Bases 1 to 1419 code for a protein of 472 amino acids. NCBI's taxonomy places the organism in Eukaryota, Viridiplantae, Streptophyta, Magnoliopsida, Lamiales, Oleaceae.